AUGGGAGGGGCUUCGUUGCCGCCGGGUUUUCGUUUCCAUCCAACCGAUGAAGAACUGAUAGGAUAUUACCUGAAAAGAAAAGUUGAGGGACUUGAAAUUGAGCUUGAAGUUAUACCUGUUGUUGAUUUCUACAAAUUUGAUCCAUGGGAGUUACCUGAGAAAUCUUUCCUACCAAAAAGAGACAUGGAAUGGUUUUUCUUCUGUCCACGCGAUCGCAAGUAUCCGAAUGGAUCGAGAACAAAUAGAGCCACCAAAGCUGGCUACUGGAAAGCCACAGGGAAAGAUAGAAAGGUUGUGUGUGAGGCUAGUCCAUUCAUUUCCACGGAGACUGUCACGGGCUACCGCAAGACCCUGGUUUUCUACUGUGGAAGAGCGCCUUUAGGUGAUCGAACCAAUUGGGUCAUGCACGAAUAUCGUCUCAAUGAUGAUCCUAGCCAAGGCUCAGAGGGUGCUUUUGCUUUGUGCCGAGUUAUUAAAAAGAAUGAGAAGGCGAAUGAUUCCCAAGGGCAUGGAGGAAAGAGGGUUAAAGCUAAUGAUGGGAGCAAUUCCAUUUCCACCGAUGGGAAUGAGGUUUCUUGUCAGGCAAGUCAAAUGUGCAGUGGCAAUGAGAGUCAUUAUUCGAGUCCGAUUAAUUUCCCAAACAAUGUGCCUAAUAUGGCUGGAUUUGAGCAAGCUUCCUCUGAUACCAAUCCUUCAACCUUCUGGCUCUCCCCUGACAUGAUUCUCGAUUCUUCAAAGGACUACUCUCAAGUUCCGGUAAAAGAUCUUGAUGGAUGUUUCCCACAACAACAUGACUUAUUGAGUUCAAUGACACCUUGGCAAUCAUUUGAACAUACUGAAAUCUCACCAUGUUCAUCCUACUCAAACUUUAACACGGAAAUUGAAUUUUCUGACACUCUUAGUCGAAUCGGUUGCAUUUCACCCUACACAGGACAAGGAAGCUUCAUGGACUUGCCUUAUGAAUGCUAUGAUCAAAUUCCUUCAUUUAGGGAUCCAAACCAAUUCUGA
Lathyrus sativus (Indian pea) is the source of this 1008-nucleotide messenger RNA. NCBI's taxonomy places the organism in Eukaryota, Viridiplantae, Streptophyta, Magnoliopsida, Fabales, Fabaceae. The record is from the annotation of a GenBank genome assembly.